Ruditapes philippinarum (Manila clam) is the source of this 1008-nucleotide messenger RNA. RefSeq lists its product as uncharacterized. The annotation marks the transcript as partial. The record is from RefSeq and is a predicted model, not a curated record. Gene Ontology annotation, molecular function: protein binding. NCBI's taxonomy places the organism in Eukaryota, Metazoa, Mollusca, Bivalvia, Venerida, Veneridae. The transcript is spliced from 2 exons.
UUUUGUCUAUGCUAUGGAGUUUUGAUAAAAUUUUGUAUGAUAUUAGAAAUUCACACAAAUUUGGUUAAAUGGAAUAUUCCACCUAGUCAUGAUUUUUAAAUCCGAGACGUUCUAAUUAUUUUAAGAUAUGAAAAUACUUUUUUAACUUCCCUUUUAAGUAAGGACACUAAAGUUUGUAUCAUUCUCUCAAAUUAUAUCCACGUUGCCCAUAUAUUUCAAUUAUUUCUCGUUUGAAGGAAGCUUGUGACACAUUGAAAAUAACAAUGAGAAUUUUAGUAUGUACAAUUCUUCUUCUGAAUUAUCUUUUGAUGUUUGCAAAUUCGGAGAAACCGCACUGUUCAAAAUAUGAUUUUGAAGAGAAAGUUUUAGAGAAAAUGGUUCGCAUGGAAUUUCAAAUGGAGAGAAUGAAAACUGAAAUGGAACAAACAGUGAAAAGUGUUGACCGGAAACUGAAUGAAAUCGAUGAGAAAGUGGAAGCACUACAAAACAAAACCGUGGAAAGUGUUGACCGGAAACUGAAUGAAAUCGAUGAAAAAGAGGCAAAAAAUUCGUAUACCAUUAAAACAACACAGGAAAAGUUUAGUGAGAAAAUCGAAGUACUACAAAACAAAACGUCAGAGAUCAUUGCCACAGAAUUAAAGGAACUGCAAAUUCUAAAAGAUCGGAUUGAGACACCAACUGUGGCAUUCAAGGCAAGUCUAAAUACUCACACUGUCGCCGCUCCUGUAGGUCAAGUAAUAGUGUUCCCUACAGUACUCUUCAAUGAAGGAGAUGCCUAUAGCAGGCAGACAGGGAAAUUUACGGCCACAAAGGGAACAUAUCUUUUUACUAUAGCACUUUGUUUGUAUAGUAACAAACAUUUGUUCGUGGAUAUAAUGGUUGAUGGUGUAGCAUACACUAAAACAUACAUUCAAGACCAAGAUGAUCUCGACUGUGAUACAGCUGACACUGUCGCUGUGUUAAAAGCUGGACAGAGCGUGUGGGUUCAGCCGUCUGGUAGUACCUCUG